This is a messenger RNA of Drosophila biarmipes, 1364 nucleotides long. It is a transcript of the gene Gr85a, whose product is annotated as putative gustatory receptor 85a. The transcript is spliced from 2 exons. Bases 28 to 1170 code for a protein of 380 amino acids. The record is from RefSeq and is a predicted model, not a curated record. Gene Ontology annotation, cellular component: membrane. Gene Ontology annotation, biological process: sensory perception of taste. Lineage: Eukaryota; Metazoa; Arthropoda; Insecta; Diptera; Drosophilidae.
GCUACGCAGGAAUUAGUGGAAAAGGUCAUGCCGUCGCCAAGAAGGCUGUUGCAACUUGCCCUGGGUUGCUUCUGUGCCCUCAAUGGAAUUCUGGAUUUUUACAUGGACAGCGCAUCGAAGAGUCUUCGCUGGUCCCGUUGGCUGGCCAUCUACCGAGUGGUGCACAACUUCCUGGUCUUCAGCCUGAGCACAAUGUUCCUGCUGGACUUCUGGGAGCAGCAUGCUGCAGAAAUAAAAAACUCCAAGCUAAUGACGAUGAACUUCUUUACCUACUUCGCAUUGGUGUUUCUGGCUAUAAUCGGCUCCAUGGCCUGCUGCUUCCUUUGGCAAAACAGAAUCUUUGAGGUUCUCCAGAAGUUAAGGCAUCAAAGGGAGCAGAGCAGGCAGUUGGGAUACCGAGUGCCGAGGGGCAAACAGCUCUUCGUGGACUGUUUGAUGUUCCUGGCCGCCAUCCUGCUGAUCCUUCGCCUCGGCAUCCAUGUGACCAUGUGGCUAAUAAGCAUCCGGGUGGGCUUUCACCACCCCUGCAACUGCUUCCUGCCCGAGUGCAUGAUCUUUGCGAUGAACUACCUGGUGUUCGCCAUCCUGACCGAGAUAUGCCAGUGCUGGUGGAGAUUGCAGUCCGGCCUGGAGAUGAUACUCCUGGAUAGUUCAGAAGCAAGAACUGUUGCUAGCCAACUAUCUCAAAUUCAGAAACUGCACACCAUGUUUCAGUGCCUAACCGAUGUCACCUCGGAGGUCUGCUCCAUAUUCAAGUUCGUCCUUCUGAUGUACAUGGCCCGCAAUCUUUGGAGUGGCAUUGUGGCGGGCUAUAUGGCGAUACGCGUGGUUUUGGGAAGGGAUGUCGACGUCGAGCUCAGCUAUGUGGUACUGGCCUUUAUCAUCUGCAUCCAGCCUCUGAUGUUCUCGGUGCUGAUGAACAGCAUGACCCAUGCCACAGAUUUGUUACUGGAUGCAACCAAGGACAUCUUGAGAACCCCUCACAAGCAAUGCGCUCGGGUGGAGCGAAGGAUCGAAUGGUUGUCGCUGCAACUGGCUGGCCAGCACACCUACAUCGCCGUCUUUGGCACCUUUCGCAUGAAUCGCUCCCUACUUUUCCAGAGCACCUCGGUCAUCCUGGUGCAUGUGCUCUACAUGGUGCAAUCGGACUAUAUUGCGCUGACCAAGUGAUGUUUCCACCAACCCAACAAAACACUGGCAGUUAGUUUUGAAAGUAUCAUUUGCUCUUGUCUUUUCUGUUUUUAUUUUAUUAUAGAAUUUCUCUUGUGUUUAGCUUAUUCGUACAAUUAGUUGUUUAAUUUUAUUCAUUCUGAUUUCGAUUUAUUGUUUAAAAUCAACAUUCAUAAACACGUCCAUUGAAAUGA